This is a messenger RNA of Durusdinium trenchii, 648 nucleotides long. Lineage: Eukaryota; Dinophyceae; Suessiales; Symbiodiniaceae. The record is from the annotation of a GenBank genome assembly.
AUGGUGGAGAAGAUGAUUGACGAGGUUGGAGAGGGUUUGGCUGAAGAGACCAGGACACUGGCAGAGCGAUUGUUCUCAAUCCUUCCUCCUGCCUUCAGGCCAAGGACGCUAGCUUUGGGGCAAGCAGUGAUGCAGCGUCCAACAUUUUCGACUUCGAAGACCAUGUUGAAGAACCUUUUGUCCUUCAACGCUUUGCUUGAUCAGUACUCGAUGGCAGCUGGCAGCCCAAUGGCGGAGGACUUGAUCGUUGGAACAGUGUUUAGGUGCAUUGAUCCAGUGACAAGGAAGCACCUUCAGUACAACAUGCCGGAUGUGGCCCUCGGGACAACGACAGCAGGUGGCCCUCGGCCCAUGGAUGUGGACAAUGUUGCCCUCAGGGAAAGGGCAAAUAUAAAGGAAAGCAGAAGGGGCAAGGUGCAUGGGGCGGCUAUGGUGGAGAUCGAGGCGAAUGCGCAGCCACAGCUCCUCGCAGUGGAGCUUCAGAUGUGUCAACCAAUUUGCCUGACAGCGCAAGCCAGGUCAACAUCGCCUACAACGAGCCUCAACAACAUGGCACUUCAUCGACUGGAGCUUCAACAAGCAGCGGUGGCAAGACACAAGUUCGACAAGUCCGCUUGUACCAUGUGGCAACCCGUCAGAAUACCCUGA